CGAACAGGGCCCAUUACUGUCACUCUUUCUCAUUUUUCUUUGUACUGUCGUUCUUUACAUACAGUCAUUCAUUCAAUUAAAACAUUAUGCGUUUCGCUCCUCUUGCAGCGACCGUUGCGUCCCUGGGCGUGGCCAGUGCUGCAGCCAUCAAGCCGAAGGACACUGCGCUGCGGGCUCGCGAUACCUGCUUGGAUGUGGAGUUCACCGGCGAGGUCUUGCACCUCUCCUUGAACAUCAUCGAGUACCCUGUUGUGGUCGAUGUUCAGCUCGAGGAGGAUGCCAUCAUCACCGUUGACAACACUAUUCUCAUCGAGGCUACGAAUGCGCCUACUCACUUGCACACCACGGUGAUGGCUACUUCUACUUCUACUAUCACCAAGACAAUUUCCACGGCUACCAUCACUGCUGGUGGUGGUGAGGCUACUGCUGGUUUUGGCUCUGGUGCUGCUGGAGUUGUUGUCGGUGCUGGUUCUGGCUCUGGCUCUGGCUCUUCCAGCUCUGGACCUGGCUCUUCUGGCUCGUCCGGAUCUUUCAGUUCGGGCUCCUCUGGAGUUGUCGCUGGCUCUGGAUCCUCCAGCUCCGGCUCCGGCUCGUCCGGAGUUGUCUCUGGCUCCUCUGGUUCCUCUGGCUCCUCUGGUUCCUCUGGCUCCUCUGGCUCCUCUGGCUCCUCUGGGUCCUCUGGCUCCUCUGGCUCCUCUGGCUCCUCUGGAUCUGGCUCCGGCUCAUCCAACAAUGGAUUCCCAGCUGUCGUGACCAACAUCAACCCUAAGACCACCAACACCCGCCUCAUCCACCCUCAAGUGACCGGCUCCAAGAGCCUUCCCCCCGUCGCCGGCGGUUCUGCCGUUGGCUCGGGCGUCAACACCGCGCUCUACACAGCGUCGACCUCCAACACUCUGGUUGGCACGAAGACGACGACCAUCCGCGGCGUCUCCACCACCGCGACCCGCACCUACACCACCACGCUGGCCUCGACCACCGCGACGCAGGCCGCGGGCGAGUUCACUGACUGGACGAAGUUCAAGGCCAACGGCGUGAACCUGGGCGGCUGGCUGGAGCAGGAACAGGUUUUCGACCAGGUGUGGUGGGACUCGUACGCCCCCAACGCGACCGACGAAUGGACUUUCUGCAAGACCCUGGGCUCGCAGUGCGGGCCUGUUCUCGAGGAACGCUAUGCCACCUACAUCACCACCGACGACAUUGACCGCGUCGCCGCAGUCGGCGUCAACACCCUCCGCAUCCCCACCACCUACGCCGCCUGGAUCCAGGUCCCCGGCUCGCAGCUCUACCACGGCAACCAACAGACCUACCUCCGCAACAUCGCCACCUACGCAAUCCAGAAAUACAACAUGCGGGUGAUCAUCGGCCUGCACUCACUCCCCGGCGGCGUCAACAGCCUGGACAUCGGCGAAGCCUUCGGGCACGACGGUUGGUUCUACAACGCGACGAACCUGCAGUACAGUUACAGCGCGGUCUCGGCCGUGCUGGACUUCAUCGCCAGCACGGGCAGCCACGCGUGGGCGUUCACGCUGUCCCCGCUCAACGAAGCCUCCGACAACCCGGCGGGCUUCGCCAGCCCCACGACGCUGACGGACAACGGCACCGCGUGGAUCGUGCAGUACACGAAGGGGGUGCUCGAGCGGAUCGCGCGCAGCGCCGUUCCGGCCGUUCCCGUCAUGCUGCAGGACUGCUUCCUGGGCGAGGAGCACUGGUCCGGCCACUUCGACGCCUCCGCCAACCUGGUCUUCGACACCCACGUCUACUACUUCGCCGCCUCCGGCGUCUACUCCCAGUGGGCGCAGGGCGCCAUCUGCGGCCAGGCCAGCGUUUUGGGGGGUGACGGCAAGUUCCCCGUCUUCGUCGGCGAGUGGGCCCUCCAGACCCUGUACAGCAACACCUUCGCCAACCGCCGCACCCUGUUCGAGACCCAGCGCUACGCCUGGUCGUACUAUGUCCAGGGCGGCAGUUUCUGGAAUAUCAAGCACAAGUCCACCGCCAAGGUUGAUGGGCAGGGCACCCAGCAGGAUUACUGGAGUUAUGAGCUGCUGUUGGAUGAGGGGGUCAUCGGGCCGAUUAAGAGCAAUGCCACUUAUUGCUAGAUGGUUGGGGCUUGUGGGGAGGAUUUGAGGUAGUUGUUUGAGAGGACUGAAGGGAGAGGAUAUAUUAAUAUACUAGAUUAAUGAG
This is a messenger RNA of Aspergillus uvarum CBS 121591, 2184 nucleotides long. RefSeq names its product glycoside hydrolase. Gene Ontology annotation, biological process: glucan catabolic process. The record is from RefSeq and is a predicted model, not a curated record. Gene Ontology annotation, molecular function: glucan exo-1,3-beta-glucosidase activity. Gene Ontology annotation, cellular component: extracellular region; cell surface. Lineage: Eukaryota; Fungi; Ascomycota; Eurotiomycetes; Eurotiales; Aspergillaceae. The coding region runs from base 87 to 2099 and encodes 670 amino acids. The transcript is spliced from 3 exons.